Messenger RNA from Lasiodiplodia theobromae, 1140 nucleotides. Its product is annotated as Pectin lyase. Gene Ontology annotation, molecular function: pectate lyase activity. The record is from RefSeq and is a predicted model, not a curated record. The transcript is spliced from 3 exons. Lineage: Eukaryota; Fungi; Ascomycota; Dothideomycetes; Botryosphaeriales; Botryosphaeriaceae. Bases 1 to 1140 code for a protein of 379 amino acids.
AUGAGGCUCGCUCUUUUCUCUCUUGCUGUGGGCCUUGCCCAACAGGCCGCUGCUGUCGGCGUUGUCGGCGCUGCUGAAGGUUUCGCCAAGGGCGUUACCGGUGGUGGCUCCGCUACCCCCGUCUACCCCUCGACCAUUGCCGAGCUUACCAAGUACCUGGCUGACGACACUGCCCGUGUCAUCGUCCUGAACAAGGAGUUCAACUACAUUGGCUCCGAGGGCACCACCACCGAGAAGGGCUGCCGUCCCGCCUCCAACAAGUGCCCCGGUAACGGUGGCCAGGAUGCCAUCAACCACGCCAGCUGGUGCGACAACGGCAACGCCGGUACCGGCUCCACCUCCAUCACUGUCAAGUACGACACUGCUGGUGUUUCCGGCCUCACCGUCGGCUCCAACAAGUCCAUCAUUGGUGUUGGCUCCAAGGGUGUCAUCCGUGGCAAGGGUCUGCGCAUGGCCAACGGCGCCAAGAACGUCAUCAUCCAGAACAUCCACAUCACCGAGCUCAACCCCCAGUACAUCUUCGGUGGUGAUGCCAUCACGCUCGAUGGCACUGACAUGAUCUGGGUAGACCAUGUCAAGGUGAGCAAGAUCGGCCGCCAGUUCGUUGUCCUCGGAAACGGUGCCUCUGGCCGUGUCUCGAUCACGAACUCCGAGUUCGAUGGUUACACCGACUACUCCGCCACCUGCGACGGCCACCACUACUGGGCUCUGUACUUCACCGGCUCGUCCGAUAUGGUUACCUUCAAGGCCAACUACAUCCACCACACCUCCGGUCGCUCGCCCAAGGUCGGCGGCAACACCCUCCUCCACGCCGUCAACAACUACUGGUACGCCAACUCUGGCCACGCUUUCGACAUUGGCUCCUCCAACUCCAACGCCGUCAUUGAGGGCAACGUCUUCCAGAACGUCGUCACCCCUCUCCUUGAGAACAAGGGCAAGGUCUUUGCUCCUACCUCGGUCCAGAGCACCUGCUCCACCUACCUUGGCCACUCUUGCCAGGCUAACGCCUUCGGCUCCUCUGGCUCGCUCACCGGCACCGACAGCUCCUUCCUGUCCAACUUCAAGGGCAAGAACGUUGCUUCCGCCUCCGCUGCCUCCACCGUCGCCUCCGCCAAGUACGGUGUUGGCAUCGUUGCUUAA